Messenger RNA from Phytophthora infestans T30-4, 1444 nucleotides. RefSeq names its product UDP-glucose 4-epimerase, putative. The record is from RefSeq and is a predicted model, not a curated record. The coding region runs from base 159 to 1310 and encodes 383 amino acids. The transcript is spliced from 3 exons. Lineage: Eukaryota; Oomycota; Peronosporomycetes; Peronosporales; Peronosporaceae.
GAUACUCAAAGACAGUGAGUGGCCCAUGGUCCCUCUGCGUGUACGUCGCUGGCAGUCGACUCAACGCAGCUGACGCUCUCUUUGCACACCGGUCGACGCACUUUGCUAUUCACCCCAAGCAGCACAAGCGAACAAAUUGACGGCAAGAGAGGACCAAGAUGAACGAGAAGGGCGAACAAGCAUUCCCCAACAACAAGGGCCACCCGGAGCAUGAGGUGGAACUCAAGAGUUCAUGGAUGCUCAUCUCCAAGACACAUCUGUAUCUGGGCGCCGUGCUCGUGUUCCUCGUCGGCAUGCUUUCGGGCGGCGGCUACUACUACCGCACAUCGAUGAACCUCGCCGAGAGCCUCGGAGCCACCGCCGUCGUGCAGCCGUCCAACAACCACCCUACUGUACUCGUAACUGGUGGUCUUGGCUUUAUCGGCAGUCAUGUCGUGGAGGACUUGAUAGCCAAUAACUUCAACGUGGUUGUGUACGACGACAUGAGCAACGGCAAGAACUUUAACAAGGAUGUAUCGGCCGUGCUGGUCAAGGAUAUUACCGUGGUGAACGAUUUCUCGUACAUCGUCCACCAGAUCGACUACAUUGUGCACCUCGCUGCUGCCAUUUCCGUCGAGGAGAGCACAAGAUUACCGGAGAAAUACCAGCGUAUUAACGCUGAGGGAUCUCGCAAGGUGCUUGAUUGGGCAGUCAAGAACGGCAUCAAGCGUGUGGUCGCUGCCUCUUCGGGCGCUACCUACGGCACCCCGAAGGUUGAGGAUCUCCCGCUACGUGAGGAAUCCGCGACUGGCGGAAUUUGCGCGUAUGCCACGACCAAGUUUGAGAUGGAGCAACUUAUGGCUCAGUUCCACGAGCAGUUCGGUCUCAAGUCGACAGCUCUGCGUUUCUUCAACGUGUACGGACCUCGUCAAGACCCCCAUUCGUCGUACAGUGGUGUCGUCUCGUGGUUCAUGGAACAGGCCAAGAUCAACGGUACGUUGAAGGUGACAGGCGACGGUGACCAGUACCGCGACUUCGUGUACGUGAAGGAUGUGGCACGUGCCAUCCGAACGGCGAUGCUUCUUAAAGACGACGACUUUGACGUGUUUAAUGUCUGCACCGGUGUCAAGACCUCAAUCAACGACGUUGCCGUCGCUGUGAAGGCAAAAUUCGGCUCAUCGGCUGACAUUACGCACAUUGCGUACCGCCAGGGUGAUGUCAAGGAGUCGGUAUGUUCGCCUGUGAAGGCAUCCACCAAGCUGGGCUUCACUGCAAGCUACGACUUCCCUAAGGGUAUCGGCGAAACUCGCGACUGGUUCAUGACUGUGUAGGAGGUGUGAACUAUAUACACUCACUAUGCAAGACAGCCGGGAGACACUGGUUGCAUUGUAAGUAGAUAGCCAAUGUCUUCAAAAACUGCAACGGUGCGGCUUGGCUUUUGCAAAUGAUAAUAAAAAGACCGAGA